This is a messenger RNA of Cylindrotheca closterium, 2280 nucleotides long. The record is from the annotation of a GenBank genome assembly. Lineage: Eukaryota; Bacillariophyta; Bacillariophyceae; Bacillariales; Bacillariaceae.
AUGAGAUGCACACAAAUAUUUAAUCAGUUCCUGGUGCUCUCUUGCACUUUUGGAUCGGCCAAAGCUUUCAGCUUGUCGUCUCCCACCAAAUUAUCCAAACAAUCGAAUGUAGCUUUGGGAUCUUCAGCGGUGGAAGCAGUGUCUAAUGCAGUUUUGGGAACCCCAGCUACUGCCUUUGAUGAUGGAAUUUGCCCCUUUGAAAUCACAACACCUAUCUAUUAUGUAAACGACAAGCCACACAUUGGACAUGCAUAUACAUCGACUGCAUGUGAUGUGAUUGCAAGAUUCAUGCGACUCAGCGGCAGAGAAGUCUUUUUUCUGAGUGGAACAGACGAGCAUGGUCAAAAGGUUGAACAAUCGGCUGAAAAGAAGGGAGUGGAUCCGCAGGAUUUCGUAGAUGAAGUGUCAAAGAGCUUCCGAGAACUAUUGGAUCUGAUGAAUAUUUCCAACGACAAGUUUAUUCGAACGACAUCACAAGAGCACAAAGAAUCAGUUCAGCACUUAUGGAAGACACUCGUCGACAAGGGAUUCAUUUACAAGGGCACAUAUUCUGGCUGGUACUCGGUUCGUGACGAAUGCUUCUACAAUGAGUCCGAGCUGGUGGAUGGCAAGGCACCAACAGGUGCUGAAGUCGAAUGGGUUGCCAAGGAGGAAUCAUAUUUCUUCAAGCUGAGUGAAUUCGAAGACAAAUUAUUGGAACUUUACGAGUCUAGUCCCGAUUUCAUUGCUCCCAAGUCAAGAAAGAAUGAAGUAGUUUCUUUUGUCAAGGGGGGGCUUCGAGAUCUUUCUGUCAGCCGAACAUCAUUCAAGUGGGGAGUGCCAGUUCCAGGGGAUGAAGAUCACGUGAUGUAUGUAUGGAUUGAUGCUUUGGCGAACUAUAUGUCAGCUCUGGGUUACCCUGAUGAGUCUCCGGAAGGAAAUUUCGCCAAGUACUGGCCCGCCUCGGUGCAUAUUGUAGGGAAAGAUAUUCUGAGAUUCCAUACUGUUUACUGGCCCGCCUUCUUGAUGGCUGCUGGAUUGCCAGUUCCAAAACGAAUUUUUGCUCAUGGUUGGUGGACCAAGGACGGUGAAAAGAUUUCCAAGUCUCUAGGCAAUGUCAUCGACCCUGUAGAUUUAGUUGAGAAGUACGGGGUGGAUCCGACACGAUUCUUUUUAAUGUCUGAGGUGCCUUUUGGUAACGACGGUGAUUAUUCCGACAGUUCCAUGGUUUACAAAUGCAAUGCCAAUCUUUCAAAUGAAUUGGGCAAUAUUUGCCAGCGUGUGUGCACAUUGGCAUAUAAGAACUGUGAUAACGCCGUUCCCCAACCUGGUGACCUUACCUCGGAAGACGAAAGCUUGUUGAACUCUGCAAAAGCUUUGCGGGAAAAGGCCGCAGAAGCCAUUGCCAACCAAGCUAUCAGCCAGUAUUCUCAAGCAAUGGUCACUAUGGUAAAGGAGGCAAACAAAUACAUUGAUGUUAUGGCGCCUUGGAAAUUGAAUAAGGAAGACCCUAGACGUAUGAAGACGGUACUAUAUGUUCUUUUGGAAGUGAUCCGAUAUUCUGCUAUCCUUUAUCAGCCUCUUAUUCCAGACUCAGCAAACAAAAUUCUUGAUCAAAUCACUGUUCCAAAAGAUGAGCGGACCUUUGCCCACUUGGAAUCGAGCCCCGUUCAACCCUUGACACCCAUGCAACCACCUGUAAGCGUUUUCCCACGAUUUGAAAUUCCCGGGGAAGCAAACACUGCUGGGAAGACGGAGAAACCCAAGCCCAAGAAAGUGGCUCAGCCUCAGGUGAACCGAGAAAUCGAUAUCUCCCAACUUGACAUACGUGUCGGUGUGAUCACAAAGGCAUGGGCACAUGAAGAGGCGGAUAAGCUGAUAUGCGAAGAAAUUGAUAUCGGUGAGGAAUCUGGGCCACGUCAAAUUGCUUCAGGUCUACGAGAUUUCUACAACGCAGAGGACCUGGAAGGCCAAAGGGUUCUGGUGCUAUCUAACUUGAAGAGCCGGAAACUCGUUGGAUUCCCUUCACAUGGAAUGGUCCUUUGUGCGUCAAAUGGCGAAAUGACAGAAUUUGUAGAGCCUCCAGCAGAUGCUGCCAUCGGAGAGCGUAUUUCUACCGAGGGCUUCAGUGGCGAGCCAGCGUCAGAAAACCAAGUUGGCAAGAAAAAGAUGCUGGACAAGAUAUUCCCCGACUUGAAGACCGAUGAUGAUGGUGUAGCAACAUUCAAGGGAGUCCCAUUAGUUACCAGCGUAGGACCUUGUAGAGCGCAGAGAGGAAUGGCUGGAGCAGAGGUAGCGUAA